Molecule: messenger RNA, 3230 nt
Organism: Paramacrobiotus metropolitanus
Lineage: Eukaryota; Metazoa; Tardigrada; Eutardigrada; Parachela; Macrobiotidae
Product: receptor-type guanylate cyclase gcy-28-like
Exons: 22
Coding region: 42-3074 (1010 amino acids)
Biological process (GO): intracellular signal transduction; cGMP biosynthetic process; receptor guanylyl cyclase signaling pathway
Cellular component (GO): membrane
Molecular function (GO): protein kinase activity; ATP binding; peptide receptor activity
Source: RefSeq, a predicted model, not a curated record
UUCUUUUAAGUGAUGCUCACAGCGCUUAUAAUGUUAGUUUGAUGAUUUACGGAAUGUGGAAGCCGCCGUUUUUACAAGCGUUACCAUUCACGGCACCGGGAUUUGAGCUGGGCGCCAUCGCUGCUAACGAUGUUUACGCCGGAAAUCUUAAUUUUCAACUGAGCUUUGUUUCCUCUAAAUUGGUGCAGAUUUGCACGGAUAUUUCAGCAAAUAUUAAUCAGAUAGCGGAGCGCUACUACAACACAACCGAAGAAGAAUCGGCCGUUAAAGCUUUAUUUUAUCCAGGGUGUGAUUCAUCAACAGCCGUAGCUGAUUUUGGGCGAGAAUGGAAUAUUUUAUCAGUUAACAUUGGUGCAACGUUUUCCAAUACGCGAAAUCGGACCACCUACCCGACCAGCGUCGCAUUCGGACCGUAUCCGUACGAGAUUUACGGUGUCAUGGUUGGCCAGUUGAGUGCCGCUUACAAAUGGCCGAGUAUUGCCAUUGUCUACGAUGUGUCCGGCAUUACGCUCUUCAACUUGCGGGUGUCUCAGGAGAUUCGCCGCUAUAUGCGCCAGAAUUACGAGCAUAUCGAUGUGCACGCGUUUCCUGUUGACGUACGCGGCAGCGUCGAAUUUCGGCCCAUCAUCCAGGAAAUUUCCCUCUUUACACGCGUGAUUUUCUUUGCGAUGCCAGCCAAUGUCACCCAAGAAUUUCUGAUGGUCUUUGCGGAUUCCGGUGAACCGAGGGAGGAAUAUGUGCACAUCUACUUGGAUUUUGUGGGAAGCGUUAAAAGCCCACUAAACCUGGACUACAACGCUUCCAGUGACGUGGCUGCCUCGUUAUGGAAAUCGGUAUUUGUUGUGGCCAUCUGCUUUGAUCAUGAUGAUGUAAAAAUGGUCGCAUUACGAAAGGAAUUUUACCGAACCGCCAUCGACAAAUACAACGCCACUUUCCGUGGUCCCAACGGUGUUGCAAACGAGUUUAUUACAACAGCCUAUACAUCUAUUCUGCUCUACGCACAAGUCUUAAAUGAGACAAUCAACGCCGGAUAUGACCCGCGUGAUGGCAGCCGGUUAGCCGCUGCCAUGCUGAACCGUACCUUUACAUUUCCCGCUGUGGGAAGCGUGUAUAUCGAUGAAAAUGGUGAACGACAGAACACGAUCUGCUUAUACAACUUUCAGCCUGAACUGCAACGUUUUGAAAGAGUGAGGUAUUUCGACAGUGCAACACGGACACUGCGUAAUGCUUCUGAUGCUGCUGUUUACUGGGGAACACCACACAAUAUACCGCCGCUUAGCGAGCCUGUGUGCGGUUUCACGAAGGACCGGGGACCCUGUUCGAAACUGGGAUCUUCGACCCUUGGAGGGAUAAUUUCCGGGAUAGUACUGGUGGUUCUGGUUUUAUCUUGUACGGUCCCGCCUUUUUUACGGAUGCAGAAACCAGCAGUGGAUGAAAACUGGUGGGUUGUGGAUAUGCAUCAUUUGAGCCGCGCUGUCGAAGUUGGUAGCAGCGAGAUUUCUGGACGCAGUCACCCUUUCUCUUUCAAAUCCAACCUGCUUAUCAACGCACCUAUGCGUUACCACGGGAUGCACGUGUGGGCAAAGGUCGUGCAAAUCAGCAAGCGUGCCGUUCAGUUGCAGUCCAGCAACGGAAUUAUUAACAUUCGACCGGAAUUCCGCCAGCUUAUGACAGAGAUUCGGGCGUUAUCGAGGCGAUGUGCCAACAUCAACCCGCUCAUCGGUAUCGGACUCGGGCCGAUCCGCUUAACCUACCUAACUGCGCUCUGCCAACGAGGAAAUCUUGGUAACCUCAUCGAAGAAGUGUCGCUCGACUGGGGACUGAAGUGUUCGCUCAUUGCCGACCUCGUUGAAGGUGUAGCUGCCAUUCAUCGUACAACGAUUCGCCGUCAUGGUCAUUUACGCCCCUCCAAAUGUCUCAUCGAUAGUCGACUGGUGCUGAAGAUUAAUGAAGCCGGUUUCUACGAUACCCUUCACGAACUACAGGUGGAACUGAUCAACCCGAAAAACUUCGAAGCCAUUGGUGAAACACUGCAUAAUGCAUGGGUUGCGCCUGAAUUGAGGAUCGAGCUCAUCGAAAGCGCCACGUUCGCCCAUAUCGCCAUGCAAGCCGAGCCACCGGCUGACGUGUACGCUGUUGGAGGAUUGAUUAACUAUUUACUGCAAGAUCACACCAGCAGUAAAGAUGAGAAGGUGGUGGACUUUGCUUUCGCUAGUAACCACGGGAUUCCGCCCAACGCAGUACCUUUGUUAUCCACCCUCUUGUAUGAAUGCCGCAACGUUAAUCCGGCCGAUAGGCCAAACAUCUGGCAGGUGAAAAUGGAGAUACACAAAGUGGCCGACAAUGCGGGAAAACUUUUUGAUCAACUGGUCAAACGAUUGGAAGAUUACGCUGUGCAGCUGGAGAAUGCCGUGUCCCUCCGCACCUAUACGCUCAAACAGGAAAUGGAGAAAUGUGAUUCGCUGUUAGGCGAGAUGCUUCCGAGGUACGUCUUGGUACAGCUCAGAAUAGGUCAUCUGGUGCAACCGCAGAUCUUCCACUCCGUAACUAUCCUUAUGACUGGUGUUGCCGGCUUCGAAGAAUUUGUCAUAAAAUCCCAAAACAGCCCUCUGGAAUUAGUGGUUUUCUUGAAUAACAUGUUCACGGUCUUCGAUUGCAUCAUUGCCAAAUAUGACUGCUACAAAGUGGAGACCAUAUUAGAGACUUGUUUGGUGGUCAGCGGUUUGCCGGUGGAAAAUCAUGGCGAUCACGUUAACGUGAUAGCUAGUUUGGUGCUGGAAAUGCGAACAGAGUUCAAACAAGGAUUUCCGGAUGGGCUUCACUUGAAAGCAGGAGUUCACAGUGGCCCGUGUGCAGCCGGUGUUGUUGGAACCGCCCGACCACGCUACUGCGUAUUCGGCGAUUCCGUAAAUGUCACUUCAAGAUUGGCCUGUACCAGCAAAGCCAACAAAAUCCAUAUUAGUAACGCCACAGAAGAGCUGCUGGGAUUCGACCCCAGCUUCAAGGUCAGUCGGCGUGGGAUGACUUACCUGAAGGGUAUCGGAUCGAUGAUGACCUUUUGGCUCGACGGCUGAAUAAAGUCGUGUGUGCAGCAGAAUUGUUGGAUAUUCUUGGAUCAAAUCAAGAAGGCAGCUUGCAUGCAUUAAUUUUACAAACCUCGUCACAGAAAUUGCUGAUUAAAACUGAAUUAUCAAUUAUUUUUCGGAAAAGGCCACACGUAACAUGUACGA